Aspergillus glaucus CBS 516.65 is the source of this 1540-nucleotide messenger RNA. RefSeq lists its product as uncharacterized. The transcript is spliced from 4 exons. Bases 299 to 1243 code for a protein of 314 amino acids. Lineage: Eukaryota; Fungi; Ascomycota; Eurotiomycetes; Eurotiales; Aspergillaceae. The record is from RefSeq and is a predicted model, not a curated record. Gene Ontology annotation, molecular function: calcium ion binding.
GUCAAUCUCAGCCACUUCGCACAGCUAAAUAAAAACCGAAUCUUUUCUCUUGGCAGCUGCUACUUGCCCCACGGCUCCGCUCCAACGAGAACGAACAAACGCUCUUUCUUCUUCUCUCUCCUGAACGAACUCCUUACGGCCUUGUUUCUGUUUUAUUUGCUCCUGGCUCCAGUAUUUUAGACUCGUCCUGUUCUACUCGGUUACUUCUUUGUGCUCUCUUCUAUCAGGGACUCAGCUCCGUCGCCUUGUCGCCGCACCGUUACGUCAAACUUAAAAGAAACGUUCUUGUGCCGGCGUCAUGGCAUACAACAAAUCUUAUAACCCCGAUGCGCUACCGGCACACGCAGAACCGGAACAGGUCGCCCAGAUGAUUGGUGCUAUGCAAACAGGACCAUCGCAUCCAGCUCAGCCAAAAGCCGCUCGUCCAGUAGUACCACACUCCUCUUCUAGCAGUAUUCCCCCGCGAGUUCCGGUAUCGUCAGCAUCGUCACAUUCCCUACAUCCAGCACACAACGGGCGCCCGCCAGUAAGCGCACCUCCGAGUCAAUACCGUCCCUCGCACACCCUCCAUCCCUCUCCCCCGCCGCAGAACUACGGCUUCGGACCACCACCAACACACCCGGUUCGGAAUCGCCCCCCACCGGUGUCACAUCCACCACAAUCGCCGCACCCUCCUCCCUUGUCGGUAGCCAGCAAUGACCCGCAGCAGCUGUUUCCCUUGUUCCGGGCUGCCAAUGUCUCCCACUCGGGCGCGCUGACGGAGAUGGAGCUGGGCUCUGCUCUGGUCAAUGGCGACUACACCUCAUUUCAUCCGAAGACUGUCAAGAUGAUGAUCCGCAUGUUCGACCGGAAUGGCAGCGGGACCAUCUCGUUCGACGAGUUUGUGUCAUUGUGGCGGUAUCUAGCGGCAUGGCGGGAACUGUUCGACCGGUUCGACGAAGAUCGCAGCGGGCGCAUUAGUUUGCAGGAGUUUGAGAAAUCGCUGGUCGCAUUUGGGUAUCGGUUGAGCCAGCCAUUUGUGACGGUUCUGUUUACAACAUUCGAGAGCAAGGGUCGACAGAGGAAUGCAUCUGCGAUGAUGGGACCGGCUAAGCUGGGUAUGAGCUUUGAUCUGUUCGUCCAGGCGUGCAUUAGCUUGCGUCGGAUGACGGAUGUGUUCAAGCGGUAUGACGAUGAUCGAGACGGUUAUGUGACAGUCAGCUUUGAAGAGUUUUUGACAGAAAUCAUACAACUACAAGACUAGGGUUGGUUGAGCAUGGAAGUGUUUCUUUAUUCCGAUAGUUUUAUACCCCUACUCAUCUAUAGGAAUUGAUCACGACAUUCCUCUGUGGCAAUGUCCGCGUACCCGUAUGUGUAUGUCUGCAACAACUGCAUUGUUGCACACGUAUCAAACGCUCAAGCGCAAAAGCCAGCGUCAACACAUUUAAAUCUGACGAAACAGAUCGCCUACUGUCAGCCGCGUGCAAUCAGGUUGAAACAGGUCCAGCAAGAUGGCAUCCCACUCGGCGCUUCUCCUGGCGAUCACGCGUUAUUAGUGCAU